AUGGUAGAUGAGUUUGAUGCGUCUUAUGAAAACGCUGAAUCUGCGAUCCGACGGUGGGCGAAUCGUUUAGAUAUGGCUUCCGAUUACGUCGAUGGCAAACCUCUUGCCGAAGCAUUGUGCCUUGCCAUCUGUGGAGGUGACCUGGUAGACUACCAUGUGCCAACUCUCAAGUCACAUCCAGGCCUAGCAUCAUCAGUAGCAGUGCUUAAAAACACUGUGCAGCCUGAAUUCAGUACGGCUGUCACGGAUUGGGAUAAGAAGGACUUCUUCCACCACGUGUUCACCAUGUGCAGAGACCGAGCACUCUUUACAACGUCCUCUAAUCACAUCGGUAUAUGCCCUAAAGAUACCCGCAAGGGUGACCAGAUUUGCGUAUUACUUGGAUGUGAUGUCCCAGUAGCCAUACGUUCAGACUCGAAUGAGCAUUACAAGAUAAUCGGAUAUAGCUACGUGCCCAGAUUUAGCAGCAAUGAAGGGUUCUUAGGACUUCUACCUAAGGGUUAUAGAGAGGUGCAACACUAUAGCGCUCAAUCAGGGAUGGACUAUUGGGUCUACCUGAAUUCUGAGACUGGGAAGAUUCAGGUCGGAGAUCCAAGGCUAGGUGAUGAGCUACCGUCAGGGUGGCAGCGAGUCACAGAUAUUGAAAGGCAAUUCUGGGAGGAAUACGUCCAUGAUGGCGCGUCGAGUACGCGGACAUAUCUUGAUCCUAGGUUGACGAAGCCGGAGCUACAUAAGCGCGGAGUACCGCUGGAAGAUAUUGAGUUUUCGUAG
Messenger RNA from Alternaria arborescens, 771 nucleotides. RefSeq lists its product as hypothetical. Gene Ontology annotation, molecular function: protein binding. The record is from RefSeq and is a predicted model, not a curated record. NCBI's taxonomy places the organism in Eukaryota, Fungi, Ascomycota, Dothideomycetes, Pleosporales, Pleosporaceae. The transcript has a single exon. Bases 1 to 771 code for a protein of 256 amino acids.